Molecule: messenger RNA, 1450 nt
Organism: Gossypium arboreum
Lineage: Eukaryota; Viridiplantae; Streptophyta; Magnoliopsida; Malvales; Malvaceae
Product: probable peroxygenase 3
Exons: 6
Coding region: 144-854 (236 amino acids)
Molecular function (GO): calcium ion binding; monooxygenase activity
Source: RefSeq, a predicted model, not a curated record
AAGAAUUGAAAAAAUCAAAUUAUUAUUUGGCACAACCAAUUAUUGGAUUUCUUUUUUCUUUUUUCUUUUUUUUUUUUAUAAAUACAAUAACUUCUUGAUCCAAAAGGUCACAACUUGAAGGGCGAAAGAAGAAAAAAUCGAAAAUGGAGAAAGAUGAAUCGUUGGCAACUGUAGCACCCAAAGCACCAGUAACUAGUGAAAGAAAGAUUCUAGAUAACUUGGACGAAAAAUUACCAAAGCCCUAUUUGGCAAGAGCACUGGUAGCACCUGACGUGGAACAUCCAAAAGGAACGGAAGGACGUGUGAACAAUGGAAUGAGUGUACUUCAACAGCAUGUUGCCUUCUUUGAUCGAGAUAACGAUGGAAUUAUUUAUCCCUGGGACACUUACAAUGGUUUGCGAGAUAUUGGUUUCGGUCCAAUAUCCUCUUUUAUUUUAGGAGUUCUAAUCAAUGGAGCAAUGAGUUAUCCUACUCUGCCUGGGUGGAUACCAAAUAUUUUAUUACCCAUAUACAUAGACAGAAUACAUAAAGCGAAGCAUGGGAGUGAUUCAGCAACAUUUGACACUGAAGGAAGGUUUAUGCCAGUGAACCUGGAGAACGUGUUCACCAAGUAUGCUCGCACAGAGCCCGGCAAGUUAACAUUCUUCGAGGUGUUGCGAUUGACUGAGGAAAAUCGGGUGCCUUUUGACUUCUUGGGAUGGAUUUUGGCCAAGGCAGAAUGGUUGAUUUUGUAUUCGCUUGCCAGGGAUGACGAGGGGUUUCUAUCUAAAGAAGCAGCUAGAACGUGUUGUGAAGGGAGCUUGUUUGAGCAGUAUGCCAAAAUGAACAAGGGUGGUGACAAAAAGCAUAAAUGAAAUAAGGCAUAAUGACUUUUUUGACCCCUCAACUUUAUAAAAUAAUCAUUUUAGCUCUUUAUUUAUUUUUUUUCGCUUUUUUAACCUUAGAGUUUGUAUUUUUUUGCCACAUUACCCUAAAAUGAAUGGAAAAUUUAAUAUUUGUUAACUUUGCUGGCGUGGUAUACACAUGGAUAGCCAUGUGAGUGGCAUGUCAACAUUUAAUUAAAUUUUAAUAAUUUACAAGUAUUAUAAUUUUACAGGUUUUUAAUGAUUUUUAUGAUUUUUAAAAUAAUUUUUAAAAUUUUUUUAAAUUAAAAAAUUAAUUAAAUGUUGAUGUGUCAUUCACAUGGCAAUUCAUGCAAUGUUAAGAAAUGUCAAUUUUUCAUUCAUUUUGAGGUGAUUUAAUAAAAACACAAAUUUAAAAAUUAAAAAGAUGAAAAAUUAAAAGGAAAGUUAAAAUAAAUUUUUAUAAUAUUAGAGGAUCAACUAAGUCAUUAUGCCAAUAUCAAUGAUUUCGGUUGCUAAAAUAAAAUAUGUUUAUACUCUCGUAAUGAAAAUAAAACAUUUGUAUUUUUAUGUAAGGCAUAAUCAUUUACAUUAUGACAGAUUAGGUU